Molecule: messenger RNA, 2310 nt
Organism: Closterium sp. Naga37s-1
Lineage: Eukaryota; Viridiplantae; Streptophyta; Zygnematophyceae; Desmidiales; Closteriaceae
Source: the annotation of a GenBank genome assembly
AUGACCCCCUCGUUCGACGCACAAUGUCCCAAUCCAGUAUCGGCGAACCGCCGCGCGCCCGGCAUAGCGGCGCUGGUUGUUGCCCUACUCCUAACUUCCGCUCUCCCGGCGCCCGUCACUAGCAUGAUCGGCUCCUCCCAAGAGGGAGAAGGCGUGCAGUCUUCGUCGGUCUACAUCGUCACUCUGCGCUCCGCACAGCCCGUGCUCUCCUACCAAGGAGGCAUCGCCGGAAUCCCCGCCACUGCGCCCCGCGCGCAGUCUGGCGCGGUCAAGGCAGCGCUCAACGGCAUGCGCAACUUCUUCCGCCGUCACCACCUGCUCCCGCGCCCGCAGCUGCGGACGCGCGCGGCAAAGCAGCUUGAAGUGUAUCUGCGAAAGCAGCAGCGCUACAUCGCGGAGACUGUGGGGGUUCCGCAAAAGAACAUCCUGCACAGCUAUCAGUAUCUACGCCACGGCUUCGCGGCGCGUCUUUCCCCCGCACAAGUGCGGCGACUGCAGCGCCACCCCGCCGUGGGGCGAGUGCGCGCGAGCGUGCGGCUCUACCCCGCCACCACGCACUCGCCCGCCUUCCUCAAACUCCCCUCCUCGCUCUGGAACGCGUCGGGAGGCGCACAAGGCGAGGGCGCGGGAGAGGGCGUGGUGAUCGGCUUGAUCGACAGCGGCAUUUGGCCCGAACACCCGUCGUUCAACAACCCUUCUAAGACGUUUGGCGCGCCGCCGCCAAAGUGGGCGGGGAAGUGCGAGGACACGGGCGACUUCGAGGCGGCGAAGGCGUGCGGCGGGAAGAUUGUGGGCGCGCGGUCAUUCUGGGACGCGGUGGUGGGAAGCGACGGGGAGAUCGACCAGACGACGGACUUCAUGUCCCCGCGCGACUCCAAAGGGCACGGCUCCUGGUGCGCCGGAGCGGCGGCCGGCAACGGCGGCGUGCAGGUGACCGCGUCUAACGGGCAGGACCUCGGCUUAGCGAGCGGCAUGGCGCCGCGCGCGCGUCUCGCGGUGUACAAGGUGCUGUGGCGGCUGUCGGGCGGCGAGGAGGUGGCGGCGCUGGCGGACGUGCAGGCGGCGGUGGAGCAGGCGGUGUUGGACGGCGUGGAUGUGAUCUCCAUCUCGCUCGCGGGGAUCUACGAGAACAGCGAUUACUUCGAUGACGUGGACUACUUGAACGCGAUCAAGGCGGGCGUGGUGAUUGUGGUGGCGGCGGGCAAUGCGGGCCGGCCGCCCAGCGCGUGGAGCUACCGCACGCUCAGCAACUUCUCGCCCUACUACCUCACCGUGGGGGCAAGCUCCAUAGGGCGGCGCUACACCACGGCGCUCACCCUCAGCAACGGCUUCACAGUGUUGGGGGCGGGCAUGGGCGGCAACAAGGACACGGCGGACGGCGCGCCCAUCAUUCUGGGCCGCAAGGGGCUGCUGGCAAACCAUGACAACAUCGAGGGCGACUACUGCUACCCGUCGUCACUGGACGCGAGCAAGGUAGCGGGCAAGAUGGUAAUCUGCAUCAACGGCAAGUCGUGGGUGCGGGAGAAGGUGAAGGAGGUGGUGGGCGCGGGCGGAGUGGCCAUGGUGCUGGUGAACGAUGAGCAGGGCGAGCCGUACGUGCGCGACAACUACGACUCGCCCAUCCCCGUGCUGCACCUCACUGCCGCUGAUGGGGCCAGGCUGCGGAGGGCCAUGAAGCCACUCAGAAAUCCCACUGCAGUGCUCCCUGAAACCUUCACCAUCGCCACUCUUCCUGGAGCCCCUGUCAUCGCUUCCUUUUCCUCCGCCGGCCCUGUGCAAGUCCCCUCCAUAACCCCCUCGCACGCACUCCCCACCAACGACAUCCUCAAACCGGACAUCGUCGCGCCGGGGCUGAGCCUCUGGGCCGCAAGCAUCGGCAGCAUUGAGGACCCAGGGGUGGUGAGCUUCGGGCUAGCUUCGGGAACGUCCAUGGCAACGCCGCACGCGGCGGGCGUGGCAGCGCUGGUGGUGCAGCGCAAUCCGACGUGGAGUCCGGCGCAGGUGAUGUCCGCCAUGAUGACCAGCGCCGCCACCACCAACGACCUCGGCAAGCCCAUCGUUCUCGAGAAUGGUGUGACCGCCACGCCAUGGGAGAUGGGCGCGGGGCAGCUCAACCCGCCCGGCCUGCUGGAUCCCGGCCUGACCUACGACAUGAGCACUCAGGACCUCCUGAAUUUUCUGGCUGGGCAAAAUGGAACGGCUGCGUUAAGAUUGUUCAAGGAGUCCACAUUCAAUGCGACCCCCGCGUACAAUCUCAACCGCCCGUCCAUCUCUCCGCGCCGAAAUGUGUGCACUUCCUCGCGUCACUAA